Lachancea dasiensis is the source of this 732-nucleotide messenger RNA. NCBI's taxonomy places the organism in Eukaryota, Fungi, Ascomycota, Saccharomycetes, Saccharomycetales, Saccharomycetaceae. The record is from the annotation of a GenBank genome assembly.
AUGAACAGCACCUUAGAGAGCUUGAGCUCUGACAAGGAAAACCCAGAUCUUGUAAAAUCGAAAGCGCCUUUGUUUUUCAAUUAUCAUGAGUUUUCAGUGACGAGGUACUUUGAUUUGGAAACUCAAUUAAUGAGUGAUCAUCCCCAGGACCUGGCUCUGUGUAUUACUCAUUUUCCUAACGUAUAUACUGCUAUGGACUCUCAGCAGUACUUUGAAACUCGGUUGGUGAGAAUUCCCCGUCGGUUUGAUGUCCACGUAGAUGUCCCCAGUUUUUCCACACAGCUGCCUGGUCAGGAACCGGCAGCACUAGUAGGUAGCCACGGUGGUGACCGUUUUGUCCCCAGAGGUGUUUACCAAAACCAGGCAUUCGGGCUUUGGUCAGUGAGCCCGCUUAGCAACUAUAUGACCAGUGCUGAGUUCCGAGAAGUGGUAGAUACUGUCAACAACUAUCUCCUCAGAGCAUACUCCACGGAUUCGUGGUGGAACUUGGCAAGUGCAAUACUAGAUACUCUCACUUUCCACAUGUGGAACUCCAUUGCUAUUAGAGUGUUCAGGAGCCCACUGCAGGACCUCGAAAACUAUGUGGAAACGUUAAAUGAAUCUGCCUCAUUCAAAGAAAAAAAAUUGCGUUUAAUCUCGCCCCGAAGAUCGGGAUAUCUUUCCGUAUGUUGUCUGAGGGUGUUUCCCGCUUGUCGAUCCAACUUGAUUGGACCAUCCGCUAAGAAUUUAUGA